Staurois parvus is the source of this 891-nucleotide messenger RNA. Lineage: Eukaryota; Metazoa; Chordata; Amphibia; Anura; Ranidae. The record is from the annotation of a GenBank genome assembly.
AAAGUUCUAACAUACACAGAUGACACGGCAAUGACAAGAUCAAUGGUACAGUCUUUGCUGGAAAACAAAGAAUUCAAUGCAAACGAUCUAGCUGACAGAUUUACCAAGGAGUACUUCAAUGAUCCAAGACGUGGAUAUGGUGCAGGGGUCAUCCACGUGUUUGAAAAGCUUUGUAGUGGAGAAUACAGCAAUGUCUUUACUCCAGCCAAAGAGCAGUUUAAUGGGAAGGGUUCUUAUGGAAAUGGAGCAGCAAUGAGAGCCGUGGCCAUUCCUUUGGCAUUUCCCAACGUGACAGAUAUUAUAGAGUAUGCUAAAACCAGUGGAAAACUGACACAUGCCUCCUCCUUGGGUUACAAUGGGGCAGUCCUGCAGGCACUGGCAGUGCAUUAUGCUCUGCAGGGUGAGCAGAGUCGGGAUUCCUUCAUCACCAGGCUCCUGGAUCAUAUGGGCGAAAUUGAAGCCGAUGACAAAUCUAGAAGUGAUGCAGUGGAAUUGGAACUGGGUGAGUUUCCAUACUGCAAGAGACUAAAGAAGAUUAAAGAAUUCUUGGAUGAAGGAGGUGUGCCACGGAAGGAUGUGGUGGAUCAGCUGGGUAAUGGAAUUGCUGCUUUGGAAUCCGUUCCCACCGCUAUAUACUCAUUCUUGCGCUGCAUGGAUCCAGUGGAAGACCUUCCUAUGGAAUUCAAUAGCUUACAACGCACUCUUGGUUACUGUUUCUUGCUAGGAGGAGACACUGACACAAUAGCUACCAUGGCUGGAGCCAUUGCUGGUGCUUAUCAUGGAGAAUUACAAGUUCCACAUGAGUGGAAACUCAAGUCUGAAGGUUACAAAGACGCAGAAAAUUGGGCUGAAGAAUUGCAUCAGCUGUACACCUCUCGCCUUACUUCCUGA